AUGUCUAAUCAAACAGGAGAGUUCACUGCUUCGAUAGGCCUUGCAACUAGCAUUAAUCUUACGACAAGUCAAACCAUCCCUGGAGCUGUCACGAUCGCAGCUCUUCCGACCUCGGAAACUUUUAGCUUUACUUGCACUGUUGUGGAUACAACUUCAACCCCUGGGGCGGAGAUUCAAGACGUUAGUCUUACUGCAGACGUCGUUCUGCCUGCGACAGAGUCGUUAGCGAGUCUUCGCGGCCAAAUAACGUUCUGGCUAGGACCCUACAGCCCAGUGAUCUCACCCCUCACGCUGACCAGCACAACCUGGAACGAUAUUGCCGGUGUAGCAAGCGGCGUAGUAGCCGUUCAAAGCCACGAUCAAAGCACGACCCACCUUACAUCUGCCACGCCAACGAGUGCCUCCACCUCUGCUACCACAACAGCUACCCAAGAUCCAGGCAGCUCUCCUUCUUCUGACCUAAGCAAGCAAUCUGAAGAGCUGGGGCCCGGCGCAAAAAUAGGUGUCGGGUGUGGGCCACUUGUAUUCCGAAGAAAGCGGCUCCACCGAAAGCAGAAGUCCAACACAGCAUCGGGAUACGAGAAGCAGGAAUUAUAUGGCAGACCUCUGCCACGCACGCAUGGUCGCGCUGAGCUCAAUGACGCAACAGCAAAGCAUGAGUUGCUAUCCGACGAUCAGAUUGAGAGGAUGCCGAGGGUCCCAGUAGAGCUGGAGUGAUUCCGUCCGAGAACGCCGUGUUGGCCUCUUUGCCUGAAAGGCCUUGAUCUAGCAUGUUAUGAUAUAGUUCACUUCCCACUGAUGGGUAGGUUGACCAGCAUGGGUGAGCGUGGUGGAACAACGAUUCCGAGCAAAGAGUUGCCCAGUUCGAGGAUAUUCACAUGUCAAGAGCAUGCGGUAAUAAGACGCAGAAUGGAUCCAUUUGCCCUUAUGUCAUUAGCCAAGUGCAUGCUCGUUCCAAUACGCUUCCGGCGGCAACACCUAGAUGACAUCAACCAGAACUCCGAAGAUCAGCUCCUUUUUCCUGGCGAACGCCGACAUCUUAUUGUUUCCUCGCUGGGUCAGGACUGUUCAUGACCUUGGGUCAAUAU
Messenger RNA from Exophiala viscosa, 1088 nucleotides. RefSeq lists its product as uncharacterized. Bases 1 to 717 code for a protein of 238 amino acids. Lineage: Eukaryota; Fungi; Ascomycota; Eurotiomycetes; Chaetothyriales; Herpotrichiellaceae. The transcript has 2 exons. The record is from RefSeq and is a predicted model, not a curated record.